GGAUAAGAAAGAACCUUCAGGAAAGUCUCAUAACCUUUGUAUUUUAUAGAGGAGGAGACUGCAGCCCAAGAGAGGAGGAAGAUGCUGCUUCUCUGGGUUACUUUCCUGAUUUCCUCUUGCCUGUCAGGGGCUCAGGCAUGGGGAGGAUGGGAUUUCCAGAAUGACAGGAUCCGGAAACUUGAAGCACUAGGGAUCCAAGAGGAAAAGAAUUUAUUGGUGCUUACAGCCACAACACUGGCCAGAGUGCUGAACGAGACUCGGUUCCUAAUGGUGGAGUUCUAUAAUCCUCUAUCAAAACAAUCUCAAAAUCUGAUCAAGGAAAUGGGCAAAGCAGUGGAUAUAAUGGGAAAAGAAAAUCCUGGAGUCCUGUUUGGCAAAGUGAAUAUCACCUCAGAGAAGUUGUUGAAACAGGAGUUUGCUAUCAAUGAUGUCCCCACAGUGAAACUAUUUGUUGAAGGUCACAGACAGUGGCCCAUCGAUUGCAGAGGUGUUAUUGAAGCUGCAGCCCUCGUUACAUGGUUGCGGAAUCAAAUUAGACAGAGUAUUGUGUUGCUCACUAACCGAGAGCAGACAAAAGCCUUUAUCAACUCCAGGAAAUUGAUUGUCAUUGGCUUCUUUGAGGAUCUUCAUGAGGGAACAGUGGAACUCUUCUAUGAUCUAGUAAAAGACUUUCCAGAAGUCCCUUUUGGGAUGAUUGAAAAAAGAGAUCUUUGGAUUUGGUAUGGCAUCACCAUUGACACCAUGGUAGUAUUCCAACAGGGGAAAAUUGUGCAUUUUGAAGAAUGUGAAGAAGACAGUCAUAUCUUGAGGGACCUCAGUAAAAUAGUCAAAUUCUUCACCAUGGACUUGGUUAUAGAGUACAAUAUAGAGACCAUGGACCAGAUUUAUGAUAUGCACAUUAGGAAUCACAUCCUGCUCUUCAUCUCUAAGAACUCUACAGAAUUUGAUGCCUUAGUUAAAAUUUUUGAGUUGGCUGCUCUGGAGUUCAAGAACAAGCUCAUCUUUCUCAUUGUGAAUACAGAUGAAAUUCACAACAUCCAUGUUUUAGAAUAUUUCCAGAUCGCUUCCUGGGACAUUCCUAGUGUCCGAAUCCUAAACCUGACUAAAAGCAUGAAAUACCAAAUGCCUGCUGAUGAGAUAACCUUCAAAAACUUGAAAAACUUCUGUAAGGACUUCUUGGAUGGCCUGGCAAAGCAACAAUUAUCCAGUGAGAAUAUUCCUAAAGACUGGGAUACUAAACCUGUCAAGGUGCUUGUUGGAAAGAACUUCAAGGAGGUUGUCUUCAGUCAUAGAAGGAAUGCAUUUGUAAUGUUCUAUGCCCCAUGGUCUUAUGAGUGCAAGUCUCUGCUUCCAGUAUUAGAGGAGCUAGGCAAGAAAUAUCAGUACCAUGAAUCUGUCACCAUUGCAAAAAUUGACGUCACAGCCAAUGAUAUUCAUCAGAUGUUCCUGGAAAAAUAUCCGUUCUUCAAAUUCUUUCCAGCUAAAACUGAUUUGGUUGUACCAUAUGAUGGUGAAUAUAACCUGGAUGCCUUUAUUAACUUUGUGGAAAAAGAAAUCAAGUCUCAAAUGGAAUCAGAGGAGUGGACUUUUGAGCAAGAAGAAUCUGAUGAGAAAGAGGACCUUUCUAUUCAAGAUUGGGGGAAAAUAAAGGAAGAACUGUGACUCCUUUAAGUCUAAGAAGAAAGAUAUGCUUCAUCUGCAAAUCAUACAACACAUAGGACUAAAUCAUUUUCAAUAAAAAUAUUCUAAGGGAAAAUAUUAAUAAAGUUCCAGAAUUUUAAAAAAAUC
Monodelphis domestica (gray short-tailed opossum) is the source of this 1788-nucleotide messenger RNA. It is a transcript of the gene PDILT, whose product is annotated as protein disulfide isomerase like, testis expressed. Lineage: Eukaryota; Metazoa; Chordata; Mammalia; Didelphimorphia; Didelphidae. Gene Ontology annotation, biological process: protein folding. Gene Ontology annotation, cellular component: endoplasmic reticulum. The record is from RefSeq and is a predicted model, not a curated record.